CGGAGUAUUAAUACGAUAAUUUCGUUUCUCCGAACAGCAUAAUAAACAGUAAAUACUAAAUAGUCUACGCUGUGAAGUCCUCGUGGCACCAUCAACGGUAACGUCGGACAUACUAUCAUACUAUAAGCGCUAACUAUUAAUUAAUAAUAAUAACACAAUAAGUAACACGAUGGAACAGUGGAAAGGCAAGGUGGCGAUAGUUACUGGCGCCAGUGCAGGAAUCGGGGCGUCGAUCGUGGUCAAGUUGGUGCAGAAUGGCGUGCACGUCGUGGCGCUUGCCAGGAGAGAAGACAUACUCAAGGAAUUAGCCGAAUCUUUAAAUGAUAAAGACUAUGGAACUAUUCAUACAAAGGUAUGUGAUGUUACCAAUGAACAAGCUGUAAAAGAUGUUUUUUCGUGGGUAGAUUCAACACUAGGAGGUCCCAGUAUUUUAAUUAACAAUGCUGGAGUUGCGAAAGUAUCGAGCCUUUUAAACGGGAAAUUAAAAGAUUGGCAAGAAACAUUUAAUCUCAAUGUUCUGGCACUGAGUGUUUGUUCAAGAGAAGCUUACAAAUCAAUGACGAAAAAUAAAAUUGAUGGUCACAUCAUUCAUAUAAAUAGUAUCGCCGGUCAUGGCUUAACUCCAUAUUUUGGGUUCAAAAUGUAUAACGCUUCAAAGAAUGCAGUCACGGUACUGUGCGAUGGACUUCGACACGAAUUACAAUUAGUGGGAUCCAAAAUCAAAGUUUCGAGUAUUAGCCCGGGACCAGUGGCUACAGACAUGUUAGCAGGAGUCAACAAAAUCUUAACAGACCGGUCUAUGGAGGAUUUAAAAUUUCUCCAUGUAGAUGAUGUCGCGAAUGCCGUAAUCACAUCUUUGUCAACUCCACCAAAUGUGCUUAUAGCUGAAAUGACUGUCAUACCAACUGGAUCAUUAAUAAAAACUCAUUUACAACCGAGUUCUCGAGUCGUGGAAAAUGCAUUGAACUUAUAAGUUAUUACUUAUUAUGAUUCAUUAUGCUAAUAUUUGAUUAUUUGAUUCAUGUUAUUAAAAAUAAAAAUAUUGAUUGUAAACUACUUAAAUGAUUCA
Messenger RNA from Diuraphis noxia (Russian wheat aphid), 1069 nucleotides. RefSeq names its product farnesol dehydrogenase-like. Lineage: Eukaryota; Metazoa; Arthropoda; Insecta; Hemiptera; Aphididae. Gene Ontology annotation, molecular function: oxidoreductase activity. The record is from RefSeq and is a predicted model, not a curated record.